Messenger RNA from Mytilinidion resinicola, 585 nucleotides. RefSeq lists its product as uncharacterized. The transcript has a single exon. Bases 1 to 585 code for a protein of 194 amino acids. The record is from RefSeq and is a predicted model, not a curated record. Lineage: Eukaryota; Fungi; Ascomycota; Dothideomycetes; Mytilinidiales; Mytilinidiaceae.
AUGAAAGCUGCGAGCCCACGCACUCCACACCGCGAACAGGAUGUACACCGCGAACGGGAUGAAUUGUCAGCUACCGACUGCAAUGGCCGCAGCAACGGCCAACCCAACUCCGCCGACGUCGGCCUCAUCCCCAUGAACGCUGGGACCUCGCAAGUACCCGGCGUGACAGUUGGUAGCUCAACCUCUUUCAUUAUUGAUGCAACCAGAAUCAGGUCCGACAGUACCAGAAGCGACCUCCAACUAAACUUCUUGCAGUCAACACAACGCGAUAAAGGCGGGACGAAUGCCGUGAAGCCAUCUGAGGGCGACAUCAAAAAUAUGCUUCAGGUAUUAGUAGAGCUAAGUCAGCUUCAAGCUUCACCGAAGGAAUUGGACAGGCAACAGGCAGGGCGAUUUCUGGAAACACUUCAGGAUGCAGAGCGGGAUGUCCUUGCAAGAAUUGAUGUGAGCGAGGUAGAGAAGGCAAAAGUACACCAAAAAUAUGGCGGUUUGACGGGACAGUUGUAUUGCCACUUUUGGGCUUCGAAGUGCAAUCCUGACCAGCUUAUGUUUAUUAUGUUUAUUGAUGGACUGUUAUCGAACUGA